AUUAUAUCACAUGACUAGUAACUUCGCCAUCUUGACCGUUCAACCGAGUUAGCGCUUUUUGAACUUGUUAGUUGUCUGCCUUGCUUUUUCUUUCGAAACAUGUGGUAAUUUCAAAAGCUGUUUACAUUGACAACAUAUUGCUUAGAUAGAUAUAAAUCAGAAAUCAUGUGUCAGUGACACUAGGCUGAUUCUAAAUUCAACCAUGUCAUGAAAGAACUAUAUAUCCAUGGCCACAGAUGUCAAUGAAAUUAAUGACAGUUCCAAAACAUGGGAGUCUGCUCUGGUUUCAGAAAAAGCAAAUGCUCUCAGCGCUGCUGAUAACCAAGAUCACACUACCUCUUCAGAAAAUAUUUUUGAUCAAAAUUUUAUAGUCGUCAACAAUAAUGGGGACAUAAACUUAGAAGGGCUUGACCCAUCUCUGCUGAAAUGUGUCAAGGAGGUUCUUGAGGACCUUGAAAGGCAGCAGUCGUCAUCACAGGGCACAUCCAAUGGUGAUUCAGAGCCUGUAACAACUUAUAUCAUUAACUUAAGCAACUUUGAAGAACCUAAUGUCUCAUGUAGUAGAAAUGAGACUUCUUCAGAUAACGUUGUCAUGCAGAAUUAUUCAGAGUCUAAGUCAGAGGAAAAUAAGACUAGUGGAGAGACAGACUUGAAUACACCUAAUAUUUCAGUGGAACAAAAUAUAACCCUAUUAGAUAAUCCAGAUAGAAAAGAUGGUUCACCAAGUGUCUUUAAAUCUGAAACCACUAUUAAAACAUCUUCAAUUACCUCCAAAAUCAAAACACUACCGUUUGCUGGAACUAGUGUCACCCAGUCCAGUCAGCAUUCCACAACAGAGUUAGAUACAAAAAUGUCAGGCAAAAUUAUACAGCCAUCUGUUGUGGUAGAAGACAGUGCAUUGUCUGAUCCAGUCGUAACUGUUUAUGUGACUUCAUCUGACCAGGUUCCAGACACUGUAAAAAGUUCCUCCACCAUUACUGUUUUGUCAUCCACAGAGAGUGCAGAUAACCUUGAAGAUAAAUCCCCAGUAAGAAAUAUCCAGUCACUCGAGCACAAACUCUCAGGAAUCUGUAGCAAUGACAGUUCCUGUGACAGUUUUCCUUCUACAACUUCCUCAGUGUCAGAAUCUAUGUUAUACAAAUGCUCAGAGUGUGAGUAUUCUAGCCAUAACAAGCAUUAUUACAAGCAACAUGUAGACCUUGUGCAUAGAGAAGAUCGGCCCUACAAAUGCCCUCACUGUGACUAUGCUGGUAAACGUCGCCACGCUCUCCUGGAACAUAUGGUUGUCCAUUCCAAUCAGAGACCUUUCAUAUGUGGGCACUGCAAUGCUAGUUUUAGAAAAAAGGGUCAUCUAACUAACCACAUCAAACUACACACUAGCCAAAAGCUUGUUCAUUGUGGUGUCUGUAACAUCCAACUCCCUGACACAGAAGCUUUUGAGACACAUUUGCGUAAGAUUCACAACACAGAUCGGCUGUUUAAAUGUAAACUAUGUGACCACACUGUUAUAGACAGGGAAGUGAUGCUGCGUCAUUUGCAGACUCACAAUGAGGCUUCUGUUUAUUCUUGCCCUAACUGUGAUUGUGUCCUUGAGAGUGAAGAAAGUUUGAUUUCCCAUAUGACUAAUGUGCAUAAUUUCCAUUUAGUGAAAGGAGCAGAGGGGAAACAGAAUGGUCUGAAAGUAGAUGAAAGUGUCAAAAGUAACAGUGAAAUAAUUAAGCCUAGUACACCAUUGAUAACAAACAUGAUGUGUUCCGAGUGUGGCUUUAUUUGCUCUAGCAGUGAGAUAAUGCAAAAACACAUGUGGAUUCAUAUCAAGAAGAAAGCUUGCAAGCAAGAAUUCAUGAAUUCAAAUAUAGUAAAUCCAUCUUCAGAUACAUUGGUGGCUCCUUCUACUACUUUGGGUGUCCUCAAGAUGAAUGUUGACUCAGGUAAGAAAACUCUCCCAAAGGAUGUUGUCUACCAGUGUACAAGCUGUUCUUUUACCUCAAGCGAUAAUUCUGCCUUUAUUAAACACAUGCUUGCCCACAAGACUCAGCAGCGUGUGACAUCAGUAGACCAGUCCAAGCUAGAGGACUCUACCUCUGAACGGGGAGUGGUUACCUCAUCCAAACCCCAGUCAAGAUCUGCAGGGUAUCUUACCAAACAAGAAUCUCAGGAACAGAAGCAGAAUGAGUCAAGUGUGCCUUUUAUCUAUGACAAAGAGGCUGCAAGAUACCGCUGUAUCAUUUGUGGCUAUCAUUGUGAGUAUCAGAGGACAAUAAAAGCUCAUAUUUGGAAACAUUCAGGCCAUCAGAACAUAGAGUAUCCUAUUUUCGACCAAACCAGUACAACCAACAUAAAACCAGCUUCCACACUGAUACAAGCCUUAGUCAAUAAAGUCAACCCAAAAGAUGAUUACAGUAAAGGAGCGCCUCCAGUCAAUAGUGUUCAUCAUACUUUACCCAAUGUGCCAGGAAAUUCUGUCAAUUUAUUUCCUGUUAAUAUGCUCAGCAAAGGGGAGAAUAUCCAACUGAAAGACAUGAAAGGUUUACUUCCUUCUGAAAUCUGGAAGGCUACUAGUGCAAGUAGACUUCUAGGAAAUAUUGCUUCUUCAUCUCUUAAGUCUGAAUCUAAAAGCUCAAUUAACUGUUCAGGGUCAACAAAUAAUUCUUUUGUGCAUUCAUUCAACAGAGAAACAUCACAAAUUCAUGUCAUUAGUUCUGCAGAUGUUAGUCAAACUUUCUCGCCUGCAUCCUUUAAACUAUCAUCUGUUAAAGAUGAAUCGCCUCUAGUUAGUACAAUAAAAAAUGAAAUGUAUGAACAGGGAGAGUCUAUGAGUAGCAUUGAUGAAGGUUUUACUGAGCCCAGUGUCGUUGUAGAGGUCAUGGAUACUGUCUCUUCUGAGUCUGGACUAACUGGCAUGGCUAGCCAACAUGGCAGUCCUAGAAUACUAGACCUUGAUGGAAGUAGUGGAGAGACUAAAUUAAUUAAAGCUUUAGGUAAUGAGGACAAAACUUGGAAAAAGUCACUUAUAAAGACUGAGGCUGACAAUCUGCCUAUCCAGGCUCCAGAAGAGAGUUUUUCAGAAACCAAAAGCCAAAAGAGCUUUUCUGCUCAGCUUAGAUGUCCAAUAAGUGAUCAUCAAGUGCAAGACAUUCAUACUCAUCUGCCACUUUGUAAGCAAAAUAUUAAGACUAAGCAUCUUCAAGAAUCUCAGCUUGUUCAAACGGAAAUGGAUGUUGGUCAUGCUGAGGACACAGACUCUGCAGAGUCUUCAGAUGAGUUAUCCUCUUCUGGUGGAUUGUGUCAACAGCAGAAAUCUGGCAUUUGUUCUUCUUUGUUGGCUGUGAUAGAGCAGCUCAGGGAAAGGUCAAGGUCUGAGAGCGAAGAAGACAGGCAGGGAGAAUCGCCUGUAAAAAAAUCAGAAAUUAAAAAGAAUUGCCCUACAGAGCUAGACAUGGACUCUGUUGAUGAAUUACAGAACAUUGAGAAGAUUUUUGAAAGUGGGAGCGAGAAAUUCCGGUGCAGCUUGUGCCACUAUACUAGUCAAAGAAUUUGUAACAUUAAACUUCAUAUGAAAACCCAUAGGCAGAAGAAACCAUCAGAGUGUUCACUGUGUGAUUUCUCCUCUACUUCCUCUGAGGCAUUGCAACAACACAUGCUGAAACACUGUAAGAUCAGAACUUAUGCCUGCAAAUUCUGCCCUCAAAGCUUCAACCACAAAAGCACACUGAGGGCUCAUCUGAGAGCGCACAAGGACCAGGAGCCAUUUCUGUGUGCAUACUGUGUUUUUGAAACCACCAACCCAUUGGAGUACAGGGAGCACAUGCUAGUCCACUCAGGUUGCUCUUCUCGACUCAGGUGUCCAGGAUGUGAGCUUAUUCUUAAUAACAAAGAAGAGCUGACUGUUCACCUUCUGAAAUGUAAAGGUGGGGCUAAGAAAAGCAAGCCCUUGUUUAGCAUAAAUGAGAGAAAACUUGCUGACAAGGAUGUAGAUAAGGCAAAUAGUCAGAUUUCCCAGAAUGCUGUCAUCACCACUCAUGAAUGUGUUGUCAGUGGCUGCUCAUUCACAAGUCCAAGUAUACUCAAGCUACAUGAUCAUUUAUCAGUUCACUGCGACCCAUCUCUGCUGGUCUGUAAUCUGUGUGACUUUAAGGCUUUGCACAGCAGAAGUUUAAAGUCACACAUGAAGAGACAUUCCAAUGAUCAGAGAUAUGUUCAGCAGCCCCUGGAGCAGUACAAGUGUAACCUUUGUGGCUAUGUCUGUCACCACCUGCCCUCACUUAAAUCCCACAUGUGGCGCCAUGCAAGUGACCAGAGCUACAGCUAUGAAUUCACAAAUGAUGUCAUCAAUGCGGCUAUUGAUCAUGACACUCGUGUUGAGGCUGAAGGGGAGCCAGAUGAUCCUGAGCUCUUGGACAGGGUUAUCAAUUCUGAAAGGCGUAUUCUUGAGGGGGAGCUUAGCAAGUGUAAUAAAGGGGAUGGUCAGCGACCAAUUUGCUGGGUGACGUUUCGGUGCUGCAGCUGUGGCUUUGAAACGAUAAACAAAGCUAAACUAAACAUCCAUAUGCGUGCGCACUCUGACAUCAUUCAACAAGCUCUAGACCUUCAGAGAAAGUCAUUAUCACCUAAGAAUGCUGGAAAACGCUUGCUUUUGGCAGAUAACACUGCUCAACUUAAGGUAGCUAGAACAAAUGAAAUGGUGUAAUAAUUUCUGGAUUUAUCCUUUGCAGGGAAAAACCAAAUCAAAUACAUACUGUUGAUUUACAUAUAACAAGAAGAUGGCAUUUAAUUUCAAAUUUGACUAACUCUAAAGAUAUUGAAAGAAUGAGAAAACAAUUGAAAGGGAGGUCACUAAAAGUAAAAAAAAAAAAAACAACAAAAAACAACUAUUUGUUAGUUUUUUGUUUGUUUUUUAAGCAAUUUUUAGCUUUCUUCCAUUAUAAGACUUAUGUUGAUUUCAAUCUGUUGUAUGUUAGUCAAUGAAAGAUAGUCUGGCCAGUUAUUUAUUUAUUCUAAUUAGUAUGUACCAUACUAUUUGCCAGUAGAUUGUUUUGUUUUGUUUUGAUGACAUAGUUCACGACAAAAAAUUUAGUAUUGAUUGUUUACACAUAACUGGUAUAUUAUAUAUAUAUUAUGGUUAAUAUUAAAGCUUUAACUUUUAUUCAAUGUAUUCAAACUCUUUUUGACAUUGUCAUAAUUUUUUCCACAUGUACUGUAAUGUACUGCUAAAUGAUCUAAUAAAGUGUUAAGUAUUUGAAUGUAAAAGUUUGUAAAAUGGAUCAAACUAAUUGAUCUGAAAAUAAAAAUUUUAUAAUUGUUAUUUGAAAAAAACAACUUGCAACCCCCUUGCUGCUUACAUUGUAAUGGAAGAAAAGCCAUUUUUAUUAAUGCCAGCAAUUUUUUUUUUUAUUACUUUAUUUAUUAUUUUGUUACACAUUUUUGUGAUUUUCAUAUUUUUAAAUAUUACUAAUUGUUAACAUCUACAAAAACAGUACUGAGCAUUAUUAGAGUAUACAUUUUUAUGUGACCUUCUUGACUGUUUGACCUUUUCUGUGUGUGUGUGUGUGUGUAUGUGUUAUAAACUUCAAAAUGACAUGGCAGUAGAUAUUUUCAUUUUACAAUUUUGAUCUUCCUUUUCAUAAAAAGUAAAUAAUUGAAUCUCAGUGAAUGAUUACUAAGGCAGAUAGAUUGGGAUGUUUUUGUUGUGUCCAUAUGAGUGGUGGUUUUAUCAUCUCAGUCUUGGUGGGGGAAUUCAUGAUACAUUUCAUAGAUUUGUUUUCUCAAAUGACACUGUUCUUUGUUUUCUUUUGUCAACUGGGAGGUUCUGUCUACAAAGUGACAAUUUAGACAAAUAUAUGCUGUACUUGAAAAAAAAUAAUUGUGCACAAUUCUUUUUUUUUCCUGAUAAUUAUAUGACAAAGAUACGCAGAUGUGUUGUUUUUUGGGGCAAUCAUUACUUAUACUUGAGUUUAAAUUAUUUUUUUAAAAAGUAACUCUUUUUCAUUAUUGAAAACUAUUUUUUCUUAAUAUAAAAAAAAAAAACUAAAAAAUCCUAUCUUAUGCUAUUAAAUGUGGGGAAAAAAAUAAAAUUUUACUGUUUUAUAGAGAUAUACUAGCAAGAAAUAUAAUACUGAACCAGUAGAAUACUGAUGCAGUGUAUAUGACAACAUAUUACCACUAUUAAAAUACUUUUUCAGGCCUCUCUAAAUUAGGAUAGAGGAAUAAGAAGCUAAUGUCACUUUUAUAUUUAAAGAAAAAAAAAAGGAAUGAAAAAUGAUCCAGCAACUUAUGGAAUAGUCUUUAUCACUAAACUCACAUGUAAAAUACUAGCGUGAUUGAGAGGCUAAGUAUGCUUGGCUUGGCUACCUAUGAACGGGGCAUGAGGUUCGACACCUGACUGAAGCAGAGUUGUGUUUACUGGGCGCCUAAAGCACAGAAAACCUCCUCCCAGAUCCACCAUCCACUGGUCGACAAAUGAGAUUGGACCAUAGCGCUAUAUAAAAGCCAUAAAUUAUUUAACUAGCAACAUUUUCAACUAGAUAUUUCAGUCUCAAUCCCAUUUCUGUUCCUGACCAUUGACUGAGUAGAAAUUUAAACUAGAAAUAGCCUACAAUAACUAGAGUAUGUAACCAAUGUCUAUUUUCUAAAAAAUGCCUUUAUUAUCAGCUAAUAUAUGAAGAUGAACUGAAUCCGUUACAAUGAUUUUUUUUUCUGUAUUAGUUCUUGAGUGAAUAUGUUUAUUUAUAUGGUAACACAAGGUACUGGUAGUUCAUGCAAUCUUGACUGUAUUUUUUAUAUAAAAUUAUUCUUGCACUGCUAAAGACACAAGUGCAAAGAUUUCUCAGAAAGCCAUGGCCAAUUUGGUUAGGAAGUGUCUACUGCUAGCUUUAACAAACUAGCUACAAGUAGCAAGGGUAUGCAUUUUUCUAAGAUAAUUUUUUUUACAGCUGUCAGUUGCCAUCUAGUCAAUCCAAUAAGUUCUUUUUAGCAUAAUAUACUUUUUAUUUUGUUUUUGUUUUUCUACAAAUAUAUGUCUUAAAAUGCCAGCAACAUUUUUUGUUUCUAGAAUUUUAAUGUUAAAAUGUUGUAUUCUCUAUAAUCAUAUCUUAUUAAAAGAUUUUAUUCUUAUUUGUAAAUUACCCCAUUGAAACCUAAAGCUUAAGAUCUUGGAAUUUUGUAUAUUAAAGUGAUGUAAAUGUAAUGAGUGUCUGGAAGAUAGAUCAUAUCAAUGUUUUGCUGUAUUUAUUUAAUAUAUAGGCUACAUCCCAUGUUUUGUAUAAAACUUUGUAUAAUAUAAAAAGUCCUAACAUCUCUGUAUUUCUAUUAUAAUUGAUUGAAUAACAAGUGGCCAACAAUUUUGUAUCUACCUACUCAUAACCUCAACAAAUCUUAACUAAGUUUGAAAUAUUUCAAUGUUGAAAGUUAAAAUUGUUGUACAUGUAGAUGAAAACCAGAAAGUAGCUCAAAUAUUAUACCAGAUUUUUUUUUUUUUAAUCUAUAAUAAAAUUCUUUUUAUUUUCCCUUGUUUUUAAAAAACCUUGAACUAAUAAGAAAAAUUGCAAUAUUGUUUAUUAUAACUUGUUGAAAUGAUGUAUUUUUACCCCUGUAAAUAUUUUUUUUUUUUUUUAAUUAACGUUCCAUUUUAAACAAGAUCUGAAUAUAUUUUUUUUAUGAUGCAAUAUUUUGCAAAAUAUAAACUUAGAAUUUCAGUAAAGGUCUGAAAUAUGUUUAAGGUUCAGUUGUAAUUCAAUAGCUUGAAUAGCUUGAUCAGUUCCACUCAAUGUUUAUUACCUCCAAACUGGGGGUUUUAGUAAAGAAUCUAUCAGAAUACCAUUGGAAUCUUGGCAUCCUCAUGAUGGAAUGCCAAGAAAACAAGUUAAAAAUUACCAAAACAUUUUCCUGUUAAGAAACAUUUUUUAGAGAUUCUGAGAAAAGUAAAUAUUAUUGUGUCCCCUAAAAAGCUGCUUUCUUGCCAUUAUAAAAUAAUAUUAUGCUAAAUAACAGUUGUUGUUUUUUAUUUAACACUCAGUGAUUAAUGUUUAAAUUUUUGAAGAUGACAAUAGUCUUGAUUUUUUAAUUUUUUUGAAAAUUCUAUUACCUGUAUUUCAUUAGCAAACAUUUCUUUGUAUUUCCUGAUGGGAGAUGUUAGAUGUUUAACAAGUGUAAUAAUUAUGGUUUUCCAUGAAGAAGAAAAUGUACACAUUUGUUGAACCUUAUCCUCAGAAUUAGGUUCUAUGUUUUUAUAUACAUUAUUCAUUUCAUUUUUUUUUUUUAGAUCUGAUUUAUAAAGUAAUUAACUAUGUUGCUGAUUAUAGAAAAAUACUUCAUAAUAAGUUAGGUUAACAAUCAAAAUCCUUUUUAUUUGUGACCUUUCCCAUCAAUGUUGUAACAAUUUUAGUUCAUUAUUUAUAAUUAAUAUCCUUUAAUUAUUCAUUUAUAUGCUGUUAUAAUUAAUUGAUUUUUAUUAACGUUGGUUAUUGCCCUAGUUCAAAGUGUGUUCUUUUAAAAGUUGAUUUUUAAAAAUUCCAGAAUAAAUUGUGUGUGUGGACAA
This is a messenger RNA of Biomphalaria glabrata, 8536 nucleotides long. RefSeq names its product zinc finger protein 507-like. Gene Ontology annotation, molecular function: DNA-binding transcription factor activity; RNA polymerase II cis-regulatory region sequence-specific DNA binding. Gene Ontology annotation, biological process: regulation of transcription by RNA polymerase II. The record is from RefSeq and is a predicted model, not a curated record. Bases 227 to 4690 code for a protein of 1487 amino acids. Lineage: Eukaryota; Metazoa; Mollusca; Gastropoda; Planorbidae. The transcript is spliced from 3 exons.